ACAGUAGGUUCUUGUCCUGUGUUCAUGUACUCGUUGCAAGCUACAGGAGCUUUUUUUCGUGAGUACAGCAUACGUUUCAGUACAGUGGCUUUGUUUGUUUGCUCGGCUAUCGUACAUACGUGUGUAGUGUGUGCACGCAAGUACAACGAGGAAAAGAAAAAAAAAAAACAAAAAAAAAAAAAAAAAAAAACAACCGAGGGGAUAAAGAACACGAGAUACUAAUUUACGUGUACUUGUACCAUAGUAGAGUGCAAAAUAAUAUGGAUACAGGGUACAUAAGCACAAAGUUGGGCAGUGGCUGGGACAGAGAGGAGGUGUGGGAGCUUUGCGUUUUGUCGGAUUAAUCGCGUGUGUUGUUGGGCUUUUUUCUUCUUCUUUUUCCUACUCUUCUGCCGAGCUGAUGUAACUACAUUUUUCCAAGCUCGCUCGCUCUGUGGAAAAAUGUGUCGUUCUUCCCUUUGAUCAUUCGUUCGAGCGCGUAACGGAGACACGUGCUAAGCAAUCGAACCAACGAUAACAACCGCAGGAGGGUCCAAUAACGCAAUAUCGCAGAUGAGAGGAAAAUAAAGGCAUUUUGCAGACACUCCUCUAUCUCAUCUGUGUACGUGUUGUCAUACCGAUUACACCUUUUUUCAGUCUCGCAAGCGGCACCUCCAGAGAUAGCAACGUAGCAGCAGCAGUAGAGGCACGCAAACGGAAGAAAAAAAACAAAAAAAAAAAACAAAAACAAAGAAAAAAAAGAAAAAAAAAGAAAAAGGAAAAUAUAAUUAUAUUUGCGACCGAGCUGGCCCACAGAGGCACCCACGAAGGCGGUCCAAUGUAUCCCGGUUCUCGCGCCGGCCGUCGACCCGCGAGCAGUAGCAGCAGCAGUAAGCUGAUCAACAGCGAGGCCGAUCUCAUACUAGCCGGCCCAAGCGAAGCCCGUGGUUGCAGUAAGCGUGAAAACACCGGCGGCCACAAAAACGGCACGAAAAACAAAAGUACGAUUUUCGCCCGGGACAAAAAGUCGCUGGUACCAUGUCGCUGCCGCGCGAGUGGAGCCACACCAGUCACGCCCAGCAACAGCCGGGGGUACAGAUCCGUAAGGCCGCUGCCGCAGCCGUCAAGGCCACCUCGGGCGGUGACAACGACUACUACCAAGCGGGUGGCGAUGGCCUGUUGCAUCAGUACAACUCGUCGUCGCUUACCACUGCCACGUCCCAGGAGGCCAUACCGAACAACCACCACGGCUUUUACCACCACGUCCACCACAUGCACAACAAUGCCAUCGACGAGAACAUGAACAAUCACAAUCAGCUGGGCUCUCUCUUCUCCAUACACUCGGCGCCCGUCUACGACAACUGCAAUGCUGAUUCCGACUCGGCGAAAAACAGCCACUACCUGCACGACUACAGGCCGGCCUCGCUGGUGGUGCAGACAACAGCCACGUCGACCCCGAUAGUCCCCCCGCACCUGAGCCCACCCGAGACCCUCGACGACGAGGACAACGACAACCUGCUGACCAUCUCCUCGCUGACGGCUCGGCCGCUCAUAGCCAAGUCGCGCGAGUUGCAGGGCUGCAAGCGCACCUCGGCCCUCGGCGGUAGGGCUCGCAAGAAAAGCAAACAGCCGAGGAAAAAAAAGACGCGCAGGCAGGUGAAGGUCAGCUUCGAGCCCCUGGACGGUGGUUACGGCUGGGUCGUCGUUUUUGGGGCCUUUUUCGUGCAGUUCUGGGUCGCCGGCCUCGUCAAGUCCUACGGCGUGCUCUACGUCGAGGUCAUGGAGACCUUCACCGACGCCUCGGCAUCCCUCGCCUCCUGGGUCCCGGCCAUACUGUCCUGCCUCUGCUUGGCUUUGGCACCCGUGACCAGCAUGCUGAGCCAAAAGUACAGCUGCCGCAAGGUGGUGUUCGUCGGUGGUUUGUUCUGCUCCCUGGGUCUGAUCAGCAGCUACUUCGCGACCUCCUUGAUCCAUCUUCUUUUCACUUUCGGCGUCUUGACUGGCAUCGGCGGCGGUUUGUCAACGACACCGGGGAUAAUCCUCGUGUCGCAGUACUUCGACAAGCACCGAGCCCUGGCGAACGGCAUCUGCGUCUCGGGCACGGCCGCGGGCAGCUUCGUCUUCCCGAUGCUCAUCGAGUUCCUCGUCGCCAGCUACGGCUUCCACGGCACCCUCCUCAUCCUCGGGGGCUGCAUGCUGCACGUGUGCGCGAGCGCCAGCCUCUACAGGCCCCUCGAGAACAACCACAAGCCCGAGGAGGACGAAGCGCGGCCCAACGAGGACGCGGAACAACUCCACCACGAGCAGAGCCACGACACCAGGCAGAGACUCGAGAUGCUCUUUGUCCACGACCAAACGGCCAAGAACAACAUGGUCAACGAGCUCUUCCACCAGAACUUUCGGGCCAACGAGCUGGCGAUAGACCUGACCGACAGCGAGGAGGAGAAGGACAUAAUGGGCGAGGGCCCGAGCGUGAGGCCGAUCCCAAAGAUCCGCAGCUCGAGCAUACUCCACAGCGUCGAGGACCUGUCCACCGACUCGACCUGCUUCUACAAGUCCCGCUCGUCCCAGAGGUCGUUGCGUUCGUCGGCGCUGCUGGUCUGCCCGGGAGGUCCUCGCGACAGCGCGGGCGACGUUCCCGCAACAACGGCGAGCCUCAGCCAGCCCCAAAUAGCCAUUCGUAAUUUAACGGCCGAGGUGUGCGCCUCCAAGGAGUCCCUGGGCCAGCGGAUCGGCCGGUACAUCGAUCUGAGCCUGUUGCGCGAGUCCCGCUUCAUACUCAUGUGCCUGUCGGUGAGCCUCAUGUCGACCGGCAGCCCGUACAUGCUCUACUACCUGCCGGCCUACGUCCACGGGAGCGGCUACACGAAACCAGAGGCCGGCUACCUCGUCGCCGUGUCCGCGGUCUUCGACCUCUGCGGCAGACUCGGCCUCGGCUGGCUCUCCGACCUCCAGCUCUUCGAUCGCAGGAAGGGAUACAUCGGCAGCAUCGUAGGGGCGGGUAUGGCCGUGCUGAUAAUACCCCUGGCCCACUCGUUCUACGUCCUAGCCGUGUCCGUGGGUAUCUACGGCCUGUGCCUGGGCUGCUGGUUCCUCUUGGUUCCCGUGCUGCUGGCAGAUCAAUACGGCACCGACAAGAUAUCCUCCAGCUACGGCCUCGUUCGCAUGUUCCAGAGCGUCGGUGCCAUCACCAUACCGCCACUUGCAGGUUUGAUGCGCGACGUGACGGGCAGCUACAACAUAUGCUUCCUGUUCAUGGGCACGUGCAUGGUCCUGGGAGGUCUGCCUCUACUUCUCGUCUCGGACGAUCCCAAGAACGUGGACGAGGAAUCUGACGACAAGGACGCGGUAAAGGUCGACGUAAGGGACGCGGACAGCAACAGUAUGACGAAAGAAUAAAGAGCACUUUUUUUUUCUUUUUUUUUUUUUACACAUCGAAGAGGAGGCAAGUGCUCGAAUAAUUGGCGUGUAAAGUUGUGUGGCUAUCUGUACUUCCUCUACUGUUUUUUUGUGCAUUUUUAUUUUUUUUUUACGAAAGCCAAGCUCCUGGAUGCAUCUUGUGUGGCUUGACAGUUGCGAUAUUCGAGUUUUUUGCUGGGGAUGGAUUGAUUGACAUUCUCGUCUAAGCUGCGUAUCACAGGUACACAGUUAUGGAUUGAAAAAUUGUCGUCGGCUCGUCAAAGUCGAGUAUUUGUCGCAAAGACAGCUGGAAUAAUUUAAAAAUCAAGAAUUUUUUUCGUAAAGUUAAUUCUAAGUUAAAAACAACGAACUAUACUUAUUUACUAUCAAAUGUAGCUACACGUGUGUAGCGCAUAUAUAGCUGUAAAGUUGAACAAAACAGUUAUAUUUUAGUAAUUUUAUACAUAUAUACAUACGUUUAUUGAACGACAUAUGAAACACUGGGAGUUAAUUUGAAAAUUAAUUGAGAGAAACACCGACGUAAUGUGUACGUACACGUAAAGUUUACUUUGAUUACCAAGACUUUGAUGUACCUAAUCAGUUUACGUGCAAAAACGUCGACGACGAAUUAUACGUACAUCUGCGAAAGUUUCAAUUAAUUAUAUGCCUUUCAUACGUUACGUUCUGUGUAUAUCAAAGAAAGCCAUCUUUUUAACGGUGAAAGUCGACGAUAACAACUACAUUAAGUUAAAUUAACCGUGGUUUUUUCUUAUGAACUGAUAUACCUUAUAUAGUAAUAUUGUGAAAAGUUACCAGAUAUUAUUUCAAUGAUAUCAACAAACGUUGUAGUACGUGUAGUUUUUAAGUGUUAAUGUUAAUCGUUAAAAAAUAACGAAUUAAAUUUUACACUUUAACGAUUUUGUGAUUGUUAAAGAGUAAUCAUGAAAAUCACUGAAAUACAUUCGUCCACAAACGAUGUUUUUUUUUGCAAAUAAAUGAGACACGUUAUCUCAUCAUAAUGGAACAAAAAUCAAACGACCUAUUAGUAUUGUCAAAUUUAAUUUUGUUGCUCCUGUAAAAAGGUAGGAAAAAAAAAAACUAUUAAUUCCACUUUUGUAAUCCCUAUCUAUUUUUCAAAAAAUAGCUACGGUAAAUAAUGGUUUUAACAAAUAGCUGUAUAAUUCCUCUAUCUAUGUUUUCAAUGGAUUUUUCGCUUUUCGAAAAUCUCGUUUCUCAAGCCAGAUCGUAUUUACAGUUGUGAUUUUGUCGUUAGCAGAAAAGAGAAAAUAUGUGCUGGUACUUAAACAUUGUAAUUUUCGGAGGAAGCAAGACAAAAUAAUACUGAGUGUCCAAUUAACCCCAAGUCGUUGAUUUUGCCGAACCGCAUCGAGACGUUCUUAAACGCGUCUCCUAGUCGUUAAUUGUGCUUGCGCAUAUGUUUAUGUCAUACCGAAAAAAAAAAAAAAAAAAUUAUAAUUUAAAAAAAAAAAGAGAAAGUAAUUAUUUGUAAGACGUACGUUACGUGUUUCGAGAACGUUGUGUCUGUGUUGAAUUAUGAUGACAUAUUAUUAUUAAUUAGCGAGUCACGUUUUUCUCCCACGCCUGUAUAUGUAGGUAUAUACUCUUAAUACCAGUACGUAUAUGAAAAAAUACACAAAUCGACGACUAA
This is a messenger RNA of Copidosoma floridanum, 5047 nucleotides long. It is a transcript of the gene Sln, whose product is annotated as monocarboxylic acid transporter silnoon. Gene Ontology annotation, molecular function: monocarboxylic acid transmembrane transporter activity. Gene Ontology annotation, biological process: monocarboxylic acid transport; transmembrane transport. The record is from RefSeq and is a predicted model, not a curated record. Lineage: Eukaryota; Metazoa; Arthropoda; Insecta; Hymenoptera; Encyrtidae.